CAUAGUGGGCAGUGGCAAAACCAAAAAAGAAAAAGAUCAGAAAAUUCCCAUUAGGUCCCAUACUCAUUGUGCGGAAAGCCAUUCUUGCAAAAACAACAAAAUCUACUAUUCUCUCUCUUCCUCUUCCUUCUCCCUGCGACCGCCUCGAAUCGCAAUCCCUGCAACUCCUUCACUCUCAGAUUCUCCUCCUUCCUCUCCCGAUUGUUUGCGCUCCGCCGCCGCUGAAACCUGCGCAAGAUCCCCGCGGCGCUUCCGCGGGAUAUCUCUAGGGUUUUCUGAUCUUUCGUUCCUUUCCUUCUUCCAGGACGUCUUUUUUCAAUUGCGUGCACUCUGUGUAGCGUCCACGAGCCGUCAUGGCUCCCGGGCGUCGACGCGGAGCAAACAAAGCGAAGGCAAAUGGCCACUUGAGUUUGGGCGAUCUUGUGCUUGCUAAGGUCAAGGGCUUCCCCGCUUGGCCUGCUAAGAUAAGCAGGCCUGAGGAUUGGGAGAAAAUCCCUGAUCCAAAGAAAUAUUUUGUUCAAUUCUUUGGUACAAAAGAAAUUGCUUUUGUUGCCCCAGCAGAUAUUCAGGCAUUUACCAGUGAGGCUAAAAAUAAGCUGUCAGCUCGUCUUCAAGGCAAGACUAAGUACUUUGCCCAAGCUGUGAAGGAAAUAUGUGCAGCAUUUGAUGAGAUGCAGAAACAGAAGGCUAGUGGUUUGACAGAUGACACUGACGAUUCUCGCAUUGGUUCAGAGGCUCCUUCUAAUGAUGGGGUAGUAGUUAACCUUAAGGAUGCAAUUGACACUAUGUUAUCAAAUGCAGAACAAGAUAACGUAGAUAUGGAGAAUAUUGGUUCUAAUCUUGAGCACUGUACACCUAGAGUAGGGCAAAAUGACAGCCAAGAUGAAGAACAUUCUGUAUCUGACCAUCCAAACGAAAGUUCUUCUGUCUCAUCACCAGUGAUCAAAAGUAAAUUAUCCAUGGGUUCAGAGCCAAAGAAGAAUGGUAACAAAUCAAGUCUUAAAGUUGCAAGUAAUGUUAAUGAUUUUGGGCAAAAUGAUAACAGACACGGUGGUUUAGCAAAUGGGACCAAGCCAAGAAAGCUUGUCAAUGGUUCCCGAAAGAGAAGUGAAGCUGCAGGUGAUAGAGAUAGAAAUGGUGGAUCAUCUACUGGAAUUUUUAAGGUGGAAAAUUGUACUGAUCGUGGUGACCUUUCUAGGUCCAGAGAAACAAUGAAAGCUGGGAAGAAAAGGAAAAAUGCAUUUGAUGUUAAAUUGGAUUCUCCAGAUACUUUUAAAUCAGACAACAAUGAUAAUGCCGGGGAAAAAGAUAGCAGUAUGAUAAAAGUCAAAACAAGUCUUGAGGUAAAAAAUGAGUUGCCUGAGUUCUCGGUUGAUUCCAAGGAUGCCGAUGGUAAAAGUUCUAGUUUGCGGAAGAAGAUGCAACUUCAUUCAACCUAUACAUUAGGGGCAAAUGAAUCUUUACAUGCUACCAAGAAGUUGAAGCGCAUGGAUACCAAAGAUGAUUCAACUUUGGGAUAUCCUUCAAAAGUUCUGAAAAGAGCUUCACCUGGUUCUACAGUUAUUGAAGAGAGACUAUUUAAAAAGUCAGAAUUGAAGAAGUCUACACCAAAUUUGAAAACAGAAAAAAGCUUGUCAUCAAGGGGUAAAAUUAGUGGUGCAGUUUCUGAUGAUUCUGUCCAUGAGCUGCUAGCAGCGACUAGACAUCAUAUCCAGGUUCAAAAAGUUACGCCUGAUUCUUCAGUCAUUGCAUCUGAGGAAAAGAAAGAAAGGAAUUAUCUCAGACUGAAAGGUGAUACAAGUAAUGUUAUGAUAAAACAAGUAGAGAGGAAACGUAGAGCUGUUUGUCUUUUUGAUGAUGAUGAUGACGAACCUAAAACUCCUGUUCAUGGAGGAGCUGGAAAAAAUGUUAAAUCAUCUUCUGUUUCUGAUGCCAAGAAGAGCAACAAUGCACACUCAGAGAAGUCAGAUGUUGUUCCGCUUGCUCAAGGAAGUUCUAGUGAGCGUGAGGAUACCCAUUUGAAAGAGCCAUCAUCUCAAUUAUAUAAUGACAGUUUGUCAACCAAGCAGCCUCUAAAAGAGAAAGAUAGAGAGAAACAUGACGAAGUUAUUCCUGUGCAUAUUCCUCAUAGUCCUGAAAAUUUAGAUUUGAAGCAGCUUCCCUCCAAUGCAGCAAAAUUGAGCUCUACCUCCCCACUAAAAUCACCUCAAUUGGUACCUGCAAGUAAGUCAAGUGCUGAGCGGAUUAAAGCUUCAAAGCUGUCACUUAAAGUUUCCAAUAAUGGUACUACUCAUAAGAGGGUUGAUCAUGGGCUUUCAAAGUAUUCACAUAACCUGAGCUCUUCUCAGAAUCAAGUUGCUACACAUAAAAAGAAGCCUUCAUUGUCGGCGGAAAUUUCUAAAAGUACACCUGAGAUAUUGCCUCAGGCAGUUGAAGUUCCUGUUUCAACAAUUGGUUUUAAGGAUACUGAUGCUCUACAUGUUGAUAGAUUGGAGGUAAGCACAGAAGGGAAAGGUACUAUGAAGCAUCUUAUUGCUGCUGCCCUGGCGAAAAGGAAACAGGCUCAUUCACAGUUUCCUCCCUCUGGCUUUCCCAGUGUUCAGGGGGGAACUCCUAGCCCGUCUACAGUUCAGCCAUUUCUGUCUGUCUCGAGCAAUUUUCUGCAUGCAGACAUGCAAGGAGUUUAUGAGCACACAUCGUUGGCUUCUCCACCAGCUAAAGAACAUCCUUCUGCUUCUCAUAAUCAACUUGAUGCUGAUGAAAUUGAGGAUAGAAGAGUUGAUUCAGGGCAAAGGGGUCCAGGUGGCUCACUGAGUGGUGGUACUGAGGCUGCUGUUGCUCGGGAUGCAUUUGAAGGAAUGAUUGAAACAUUGUCAAGGACCAAGGAAAGUAUUGGUCGUGCAACUCGACUUGCCAUUGACUGUGCCAAGUAUGGCAUUGCUAACGAGGUUGUUGAACUUCUUAUUCGAAAGCUGGAAAGUGAAACUAGUUUUCAUCGUAAAGUGGAUUUGUUUUUUCUUGUUGAUUCUAUCACCCAGUGCUCACAUAAUCAAAAAGGCAUUGCAGGAGCAUCCUACAUUCCCACUGUUCAGGCAGCAUUGCCACGUCUUCUUGGUGCUGCUGCUCCCCCUGGAGCUAGUGCCCGUGAAAAUCGUCGUCAGUGUCUCAAGGUUUUGAAGCUGUGGCUUGAGAGGAAAAUUUUUCCUGAAUCAGUUCUUCGUAGUUAUGUGGAUGAUAUUGGAAUUUCAAAUGAUGAUAUUACAGUUAGCUUUUCUCUUAGACGUCCAUCUCGGGCAGAACGAGCUGUGGAUGACCCUAUUAGAGAAAUGGAAGGCAUGCUUGUUGAUGAGUAUGGAAGUAAUGAAACAUUUCAGUUGUCUGGCUUUUUAUCCCCACAUGCAUUUGAAGAAGAUGAAGACGAAUAUGAAGAUGAUAUACCAAUCAAAUUGUGUAAGGAUACAUUUGAUGCAUCUCCAGCAGAUCCCACCCAUGCCCUUGGAGAAUCAGAAACCUCUACUAUUACCUCAAAUGACAAGCGUCAUUGUAUCUAAGAUGUGGAUCGUGAGCUGGAAAUGGAAGAUGUUUCAGGUCAUCCCAAGGAUGAAAAGCCAACAUUUUUUAACAGUUCUGAUGAAAUUGAUUUGCAACUUCAGGUGUCAGAUAGCAAUUUGGAGCUGACUCCAAGCAUUUCAAACGAAAUGUCAGCUACUCCUGAGGGUUCUCCUCCUUUGCCACUUGAUUCACCUCCUCCACCCCCACCUUUGCCUUCAUCACCACCGCCCCCUCCUCCUCCAUUAUCACCAUCUCCUCCCCCACCCCCACCACCUCCAAUGUUGCAACCCCCACCUCCUCCUUUACCACCAUCAGCCCCUCCAGUGUCCUUGGUGCCUCAAUCGUCGGGACCAGCUCGGCCACUUCUGUCCCAACCAUUAAUGCCAUCUCAGUCAUCACAUCAGUCAUCCCCACAGUUGGGGUAUCAGCAGAGUGUACCUCAUGACUUUAGUGGCACUAAUAAUGGUAACCAAAUAGUUCCAAUGGCUGGGAAUUCGUUUCCUGGAGGUCACAAUAAUGCAGCUGUCAAGAAUGAAAUAUUUCCACAGCCUCCUGCUUAUGCUCCAACAGCAGGUUGCAGCUCCCAGGAACCUUCUGGUUUUAACCCUUCAAGGCAAUUAGAGUACGGACAAAAUGAUAUGUAUCUAAAUGCUCAAGUUCCUCAACCUAACCAUCAAUUUCAGCAGGGCAAUCCCCCAUAUGCACAAAGGCACACACAUCCUGCCCCACCCCAAAAUCCACCAAAUCCGUACCCAUAUUCAAAUCCUACAGUUCAGCAACAUCUUCCACAUUCAUUCCAUCCUCCCUUCCCUCUACCAUCUCUUCCUGAUGGCAGGAGACAAUUUGUUGCUGAUGAGCAAUGGCGAAUGCCAUCGAGUGAAUAUAAAACAAACAAUCAACAUAGUGUAUGGAGAGGGAGAAAUCCAUCAUGUCCUGGUCCACCCUAUGGGCAAGAAGGUCAUUUUCAGCCACCAUUUGAAAGGACACCAGUAACCACUGUAGGUUUUCAGCGGCCAAUUUCAAGCAACCUACCUGUUGCUCCAAUCUCAGGACACGUUGUACCUCAGAUGAUGCCUUGUAGGCCGGACAUUCCUUCUGUUAAUUGUUGGAGACCCACUUGAAGUUGAAUGGAGUCUUCUUAUUAGUUUUAGUGGUGUUGCUGGUGGAUCAACAUGAAAGGUUAAAUUGUGCCACAAAGUUAGAUUCGCCUGUGUAGUACAUACAACUUACCCAUGAAGAAAUUUUGAAAACUUGAGGAGGCUUUUGACAGGAUUGUGUAUAUUGUAAUUUUUCCUGACAAUGUAUCCCAGGAACAUUUACUUCCAAGUUUAGCCCAUGUUUUUCACUUGCGAUUUCAGGUUUUGUUAAUGCCAAAGAAGAUGGUGAUCAUUUUUUCAUGUUUUGAAUGUGAUAACUGAACAAAGAUUACAGUGAAACUUCUCAUAAAGACUGCUGAUAAUUGAGUGUCUACAGAAAGUUGCAAGUCUAAGGGGACGGUCUCAAAUUCGCCGCACAGAAAAGAGGGUGUUUAGGCAUGUUUCAUAGCCGCAAUGUUUUAAAAGAUUCAAGCAACCCAAAUUUGAGGGCAAAACCUGUAUUUGGGAGCUAGGAAACCAUUACAAGAAGAGUUGUGGACCUUCAUCAAAAAAUAUUUACGGUAAAAAUAUCUACAUUUAAACUAUGGUAAGGUGCAAUUUUUUUAUUCAAUUUUACUCACUCUUCUAAUGAUUUGUCAUAUCUAUUUAACUUCAUAUUUUAGAAAUUAUUUACUUCCUAUUUACCAAACAUUGUUUAAUCGCGUGUACUAAUUUUAAUUUUGUCUUAACGCUGAUACACUAGAAACUGAUGAACAUGAAGAAUUUUUAUAUUUAAUCGUUAUUGUUUGGUAAUUCUAACGUUUUAGCAUAGCUAACGAAAAAAGUUAGAAGCAUCAAAUAAAAAUCCAAAAAAAGUAACCCUUGCGGAUUUGUUCAUUUAUUUAUAUCCUGCUUCGGAACGAUUUCGUAAGAUUAUUGCAACUAUGUAAUCUUCUGCUUGUAGAACAAGCAAAACAAAUCGGGUGGAAAAUUUCCUGAACUUAUCUGCUUACCCAUUUUUAAGAUAACAUUAAUUGUGCCAUGCUAGAGCAUUUUAAAGGAAGUUUCUUAUUAAUAAAGCUUUAUUUUACUGUGAAUCUUACAUACACGAUAUCAUUAGAAUUGAAGAGACUUGUUUAUAAUUUUUUUUUAAGUUUUAUGAAGCUCGUAUUUGUAGAACCUAGAUUAAAAUAACGUUUUCAUUGAUAAGAAACUUCCAUUGCAAAUGUUCUAAGAGAUUAGUAAAUGUAAUAUUAAUAUAUUUCUCUAACAUUUUUUACCUCAACCCAUUGCUGUGAAAGCCAAAGGUCUGAGAACCUUAGAAAGGGCAACAGAACUGGUUUGAUCACUAACUACAUAUACUAAUCAAAUGCAGUUGUAAUCCUUUUGCUAGCCAUCAAAGAUAAGUUUUGCAAUGGCCGCAGCUGAAAAUGGUAUGUAAAACUGGUUUUAAACUGCACAUUGAGGUUGGCCCAACCGAUGAUUUUGGCAUGACGAGUUUCAUAAUUUGCUUCCAUUAUACUAAAUAGCACUGUGCUUAAACCACCUGUUUGGAAUAAGAUGACAACGAUAAUCGGCUAGAAGAUUUCUGCCUCUGAGCUAGGCCAUUAGCCGAUCUUGUAGAAAACCCACCAUUGCUACUACUAUCCUGCUUCAAGAGCAACUCUGGAAUACGCUGAAGAUUAACUUCAGAUUUAUGAUUCCUCCGGAUAAGUGUAGCAUUCCUUUUAUCAAGGUUACUUUUCCUAUGUGCUACACCUGCCAUAAUAUCAGACCUCUCAUGACUAUCAGUGGCCAAACUAAGAGCAUUUCGAUGGUGACCAAGAGUUUUGCCGGACAUUGCUCCGUAAUGACCUGGCAAAGAGCGCCGGACUGAGGAGAGCUUAUGCUCGGAGGACUUCCUUCUCAGCGGCUGGAAUGAUUCAAACAGUUCGUAGCUUGUAUUAUCAGCUGGACUAUUCUCUGUGUCAUCUUGUCUGCAGGAAUAACAAUGUUUAUGCUCAUCACUGAAUUAAAUGUUCAUUAGAAGUAAUA
Messenger RNA from Vigna umbellata (rice bean), 6662 nucleotides. The record is from RefSeq and is a predicted model, not a curated record. Lineage: Eukaryota; Viridiplantae; Streptophyta; Magnoliopsida; Fabales; Fabaceae.